CCCUCGGUCGACAGUUCAACGCGGUCCGUAGUCUUCAACGGAUGCUCGUUCAAUUCGAAUCCGUCGAACUUUUAUAACGUGUUCUAUACACUUCAUUCUUCUCAUCGCGUUCAAUGAAAAAUGUACGAACUUACAGUUUCUUAACCGGAAGUUUUUAUACCUUCAGUUUGUGUAUCUCCGAGUAUAAUCUGAGUUUAGGAUUCUGAUUGCAUUGUGAUAGCAGCCUUUAACAUGAUAUUUCGAAUGGAUACCUUACCAAAAAUUACUUAUGGUAUAAACAGAGCAUUAUAAUGAAUGUGUAAAAGUUACGUGGUGUCGAUCACUCUCAAAGAUGUUGGACAAGAGGCCAUAGCAUGAAAUAUAUUGGUAUAUUCGGAGCUUUGGUAUUUAUUUUGACCCUCGGUAAUCUCCAAUCGGUCACAAUAGUAAACCACCAUCCGGACGAAGAGUAUUUUUUGGAACAUGAAGUACUCUACGAGGAAGCAAUUGCUGAAGCAAAGAAGAUGGAAAUUUAUCCAGCACCAAUUCCAGGAUGCAAACCUUGUACGGAUUCGGAGAUGAUUUACUGUAAAGAUGGAAGCGUCAUAAGUGAUCAUUGUUGCUGUGAUGGCAGUUUUAACAAGGUGUUUCCCUUCGUCGAACACGCUUGUCACGUCGGACCAGAAGAAUGUAAAGUACGGGCCAAAGACUGUGCUGAGUACACAAGGCUACGGGAAUGUUGCUGUCAUUCCUAUUUAGCUUCUACUUGGAAAUCUUUAGCAAAUGACGCAGGACGAAACAUAAGUACGAAGUUCCUGAUGAUAUUAACAGUACUCAGGUUGUUCCUAUAGCAGAUGUUAUCAUUAGCAUUUGAUAGCGGGUGUUUUUACAUAAAACAUAAAUUAUUUUUCCAUGGACUUAUAAAGAAUAUACAAAAUUAAUGAAUGUUUAUACAAUCUUCAGUGACAACGAAAUCAAAUUGUGAAAUAACUUAAUGAAUUAGUCUUUGCAAUUUUAUAUGUACCUACAAAAGAAAAAUGACACUUAUAUCGAAAGAUAAGGAAUACCGAAAACCACAUUUUGUACUGCAACAGAUAAAUGUACCAAAGCGAAUAUAAAUUAUGCAGAAUAUA
Molecule: messenger RNA, 1112 nt
Organism: Osmia lignaria (orchard mason bee)
Lineage: Eukaryota; Metazoa; Arthropoda; Insecta; Hymenoptera; Megachilidae
Source: RefSeq, a predicted model, not a curated record